UUGGUUCAUCACACGCUUCCACACCGAGACCCCAAACUACACCCGCUACUCAUACUUUUCCUCGUUUCCCCACCUUAUUCCCUCUUAUUACUCUUCGUCGCUGGUCUUUACGUUUUUUUUCGUUGCUGGUUUUUUCGAGCUCUCGCUCUUCUGUACCCAGUCGAAAGUUAUCAUUUCCGUUUUUCAUCUCGUUUCACACACACGUAACCCGGCAUCAUGGCUGGCAUUCAUCAAGAUCCUAAAGAAAUCUACGAACUCGAGGAACCCUCCAAGUGCCUCAGCUUCUUGAGAUUACUCUGGAAGUUUUGCAGAUGCAUCUUUUCUCACGUCACCCUCGUCUCGUUGGUCGUCGCUUACUGCGUUCUCGGGGCUUAUGCCUUCGAAUCCAUCGAGGCCGAACACGAGAUUCAGGUGAAAGAGAGCAUUAAGUACGUGAGGUCGAACGUAACCAAGCGAAUAUGGCUGCUGACAGAAAACUUUGAAGUAUUGAUACAAGAAAAUUGGACGGAUAAAGUUGUGAAAGAACUCGUCAAAUUCGAGGCAGAUCUUCUGGAUAAAAUGAAAAAAGAAGGAUGGGAUGGAAGCGAAGAGCUCAAAAAUAUUCAGUGGACUUUCGCCGGCGCUCUUUUUUAUUCAAUCAUCGUUAUUACGACGAUAGGAUACGGUCACAUAGCGCCGAAAACCCACAACGGUAAGGUCGUCACCAUCUUUUACGCGAUUCUUGGAAUACCUUUGAUGCUCUUGUGCCUCUCGAACAUCGGUAAAGUGAUGGCUUCGAGCUUCAGAUUUUUGUACUGGAAAAUUUGCUGUUACGUGUGCACGCGGCCUCCGAAGCCUCGUCAUCGCCAUCGUCAUCGCAACGUUUUCUUACGAUCGCAAAGUCUCCGGCAACCUGGGCGAUACGCUGCGGCUCGUUUGCCGAACGCGGGGCCAAGCUCCGCGUCCUUCCGUCGACCGAUGCGAGCUGUUAGUCAACGAUCCGCUGAUUCGGGGCCUCCGUUCUCGUCGUAUACGGAAAGUUUUGCGAGAUCUGCACGCCCGAGUUCCGGAAGCAGAACGGAUCGUGGCAGAUGCGAGGCUUCGCCGAGACUAGCACCUUCGCAACGCUUUACGUCGCCGGUCAACGACACGAUCGACCGAGCACCAAUCCCGGGUGCAAUGGCGCACGCGCCGUCGAAGAAUCGUCCGGAAAACGUGGCCAUCGCGUCCCCAGGAACGAUCAGAAUCGGGCCGCGAUAUCCGGCGGGAACACGAUCGCUCGAUCGAAAAUGUCGCCCGAUAACUUCGAACAACGAUGCCAACCGGACUCCGGUACUCUUCAAUAAAUACGCGAUGGACGAACCGCUCGUGGAGGAUCGACGAUUUUUGUCACCUGGCGACGAAGCUGCCACGAGACGAUGUCGCUCGGUCGAGGCAUCGGUCGAUCUCGAAAUGCUCCGGUCCGCGAACCUCCGGAGAUCGGUCAGAAACAACAACGCUCGCGGUUGGAGCAACAGAAGAGACCCGUCGUCCGGCGGGCGGCUGAUGUCGCCGAUCGACCUGGCGGUGCCUCGUAGAGUGUACGUCGACAAUCUCGACCUCGAGUACGAUUAUUUGACGAGUGCUGGAUUAGGAAGCGGCGACCACGAACCGGACGACCCGACCAUGAUAAAACCGGUGCCGAUAUGGCUGUGUGUUUUUCUCGUCGUAAGCUACAUAUUGGGUGGUGCUUUUCUCUUUGCCGAAUGGGAAACUUGGCCCUACCUUGAUUCCGCAUAUUUUUGCUUCAUCACUUUGACGACCAUCGGCUUCGGAGAUCUCGUUCCAGCCCACCGGUUGAACGCCCAUCAAGGGAUAGCGCUCUGUUCGCUUUACCUCCUCUUCGGGAUCGCCCUGUUGGUGAUGAGCUUCAAUCUCGUUCAGGAAGAGGUGAUAAGCAGUGUGAAAAGCGUUGCGAAGAGGCUGGGCAUCAUAAAGGACGAGGAUCAGAGCGGCGGGCCGAUCGACGAGGAGGAGGUCUACGACGUCGACGUUUACGACGACGCUUAUCCGGCCUUCGACCGAGAGCCUCGUCGAUGUUACGACAGUGAAUUUGACAGGACGACGGACAAUUACUACCACGAUGAUUUUCCAAGCGAAGCGGCCUCUAGGCGACGGGACAUCCAUCAACGCGAUCGCUCCCCGAUGCCUUCGCGUUACGCCCUCCGAUGAUCUUUUUGUUUAUAAUUUUUCUCCUGAUAAAACCCCCGUUUGGUGCGAAAUAGUGCGCACGGCUCUUCUGGAAUAUCGCUGACGAGGGAAUAACUUCUGAGCAAAAUGUCGUUCAUCAUUUUUCUGUGUAAUUAACUGCGAGCAGAAUAGCGACCGUCCUCUUUUCGGCUCCACUCAAAAACAACGCCCUCCGAACAGCCCUACUCUCAAAUUUGCAAAAUCAAUACAACCCGAUAUGCCUCCUCUUUUGUCAUUAGUAAUCUGUGUCAUUUAAAGACCGGAGACGUCAUUCAUGCAUGAAUUUAAAAUCUUUAGAGUGGAAAUGUCAUCGAGUAGAUUUCAGUCGAGUUACGUUGCAGCGAGCCAACAAUUCUACUCUUAGUUUAUUUAUUCAACAACAGUGCUCCUCUAAAUACAUGCUUGAAGAGCGGAGUUGUUAUCGAGUAGAGUUGCGAUGCGAGUACGGUUAUAAAUAGCUGCUAGUUGACAAUAACCCUGUCGGUAGCCAUUCUCGAUAACAACUACGCCCUUAAUAGCUGCGGAUCUGUACGUAGAGAACGUCGAUCCCCCUUAACAUAUCUACUUCAGUGUGAUAUUUAAUCCUUGAUAUCUCUACUCGUCAUGAUUUCAGAAAAUAUCUGAUGACGAGUCGAGAUAUUGAAGAUUAUGGAUAAUACAUGAGUAUACGUCAAGCUGUUGUGAAUUCGGGAGUAAAGAUUUUAGAAGGAAAGUUGUUUUCGAGCGGAUCCGAUGUACGCAGAAAGUUGCGAAAGAGAGGGCAUUUGCUCGCAUCUUGUACUCCUGCUUGUGCUCUCACCGAUCGAUUUCAUUGUCCGGCACUGAUGCGUGGGCGGACAUAUCUCGUAAAUGGUGUAUCAGAGAAGUUAAUGACUGAAGAGUUUCGUGUACAGAUUCGAUGCGAUUCUGGGAGCGUGGAUCGGUGCCGGUGAGAUUUAGCUCGGAUUUGUGUGUUCUGCGGACGUGCUUCCUUAUGUGUUUAUAUAGUUAUGCUUUUGUUCGUCAAUGUUUGUACUUAUUGUGGUGAAGAAGAGGCAGCGGGUGCCUCAGAGUUGAGUUUUGGAGUGAAACUUCCUCGGCGAUGUUUGGUCAUUUUUAUUUUUAAUAAUACUUCGUACCCUGGCCUGGAGAGGGGAGAGAGAGAGAGAUUAUAUCGCUAGCAUUAACAUGUACCUUAAACGAGAUUUUCUUGAUUUUUUUUCGACAAGAAAAUAAAUGUUCAUCGAAAAAGUGUGAA
Messenger RNA from Venturia canescens, 3445 nucleotides. RefSeq lists its product as uncharacterized. The transcript has 9 exons. Lineage: Eukaryota; Metazoa; Arthropoda; Insecta; Hymenoptera; Ichneumonidae. Bases 217 to 2190 code for a protein of 657 amino acids. The record is from RefSeq and is a predicted model, not a curated record. Gene Ontology annotation, molecular function: potassium ion leak channel activity; outward rectifier potassium channel activity. Gene Ontology annotation, cellular component: plasma membrane. Gene Ontology annotation, biological process: stabilization of membrane potential; potassium ion transmembrane transport.